Messenger RNA from Pyricularia oryzae 70-15, 2721 nucleotides. RefSeq names its product glutamate decarboxylase. Gene Ontology annotation, cellular component: cytosol. The coding region runs from base 485 to 2038 and encodes 517 amino acids. Lineage: Eukaryota; Fungi; Ascomycota; Sordariomycetes; Magnaporthales; Pyriculariaceae. Gene Ontology annotation, biological process: L-glutamate catabolic process. The record is from RefSeq and is a predicted model, not a curated record. The transcript is spliced from 5 exons. Gene Ontology annotation, molecular function: pyridoxal phosphate binding; glutamate decarboxylase activity.
CGGGAAGCUAGUAUCGGACACCAAACGCGAACCUGUUCAUGUUCAACGGUACCUAAGCUGCAUGCAUGAGCUUGCAGCAUUCAUUAUGCAUCAAUCAGACGACGUUGUUGUUGAGCUGACCGCUUUUGUUGACUAUUCAUUGGGGGGCCCUCUUGACAAGCACAGCUCCAAGGAAAGAAAGGCAUGUAGCUCUUAAUCUCGAUUUGUCUGACAAGGUCUAGAACAGCUAGGUUAGUGCAAUCGAUGACGACGCUUCCCGGGUUGAGCUGCCACUAGAGCUAGCUACCCUCCUCGCAACGUUCCACCAUAAAGCUUCAACGACAGGAACCUUGGCAUCGGCUUUCGUCUACAUUGUUUACAUAGACCACUUUUAAAAGCAAACAUUCUCCCCACCGCUCACACCUCAAAAGGUUCUUGCAGAUUACUCUUCAGCUGCGACCCUUUCGAGACCAUUCCCUACACCUCUGCCGUCCUCGCUGCCAACAUGGUUCACCUCACCUCAAUUCCCUCCCACGAGGAGGCCGAUGACAAAAUCGUCAGUGGUGUCAAGAAAGUCCAUCUCCAGCUUGCCAAUGACGAGGACAAGUUUACUACGUCGGUCUACGGCUCUCGCUUCGCCAUCGAUGACCUACCCAAGCACGAGAUGGCGGAAAACGAGAUGCCCAAGGAGGUUGCCUACCGCAUGAUCAAGGACGAGCUCAGCUUGGACGGUAACCCGAUGCUCAACCUAGCUUCAUUUGUGACAACCUACAUGGAAGAAGAAGCAGAGAAGCUCAUGGCCGACUCUUUCUCCAAGAACUUCAUUGACUACGAAGAGUACCCCCAGUCGGCCGACAUCCAGAAUAGAUGUGUCGCCAUGAUCGGGCGCCUGUUUAAUGCUCCCGUCGGAGCGAGCGAGGGGGUUGGCGCGGUCGGGACCAGCUGUGUGGGAAGCUCAGAGGCCAUCAUGCUUGCCGUCUUGGCCAUGAAGAAGCGAUGGAAGAACAAGCGCCUGGCCGAGGGCAAGUCCGUCGACAAGCCGAACCUGAUCAUGAGCAGUGCCGUCCAAGUGUGCUGGGAGAAGGCCACUCGCUACUUUGAGGUCGAGGAGAAGCUCGUUUACUGCUCUCCCGACCGCUACGUCAUCGACCCCAAGGAGACGGUCGACCUGGUUGAUGAAAACACCAUUGGUAUUUGCGUCAUUCUCGGCACUACUUACACUGGCGAGUACGAGGAUGUUCGCGCCGUGAAUGACCUUCUAAAUGAGCGCGGACUCGAGACUCCGAUCCACGUCGAUGCCGCCAGCGGUGGCUUCGUCGCCCCCUUUGUUGUUCCAGACUUGGAAUGGGACUUUCGCUGCGACCGCGUCGUGUCCAUCAACGUCUCGGGCCAUAAGUACGGCCUUGUCUAUCCCGGUGUGGGCUGGGUGGUAUGGCGCUCGGCCGAGUUCCUGCCCCAGGAGCUCGUCUUCAACAUCAACUACCUCGGCGCCGACCAGGCGUCCUUCACCCUCAACUUCAGCAAGGGUGCCUCGCAAGUCAUUGGGCAGUACUACCAGCUCAUCCGUCUGGGCAAGCACGGCUACCGCGCCAUCAUGUCCAACUUGACCCGCACGGCCGAUUACCUCUCCGACAGCCUCGAAGCGCUGGGUUUCGGCAUCAUGUCCAAGAAGUCGGGAGAGGGUCUGCCGCUCGUGGCUUUCAGGUUAACCCCAGACGAGGACAGAAUCUACGACGAGUUUGCGAUUGCGCACCAGCUCAGGGUCAGGGGCUGGGUCGUUCCCGCGUAUACGAUGGCGCCGCACACCGAGAACCUCAAGAUGCUGCGCGUUGUGGUCAGGGAGGACUUUACGCGCAACCGGUGCGACGCCUUGAUCGCCGACGUGAAGCUGAGCUUGGAGCUGCUCAACCAGAUGGACAAGAAGGAGCUCGAGAGGCACCAGGAUGUCAUCCACAAGCAUGGAACGCACAGCGGCAAGGCAUCGCACAACCAUCCGAGGUUCAGGAAAGAAAAACAUUCGCUGCAAGGAAAGCACGGCAAGACACAUGCGGUGUGCUAAUGGGACUUUUGGAGAAAGCUGAACACAGUAUGGGUGGGCUCACUUGCCACAUGCUAGAAGCCCGGGUCGUAGUCCUUAAUACAAGUCGUCAGUGCAACACAUGUUGUGCUACCCACCCUUGGACGUCGCGAUUGGCCACCGUCAAUCAGAUCACACGUGCAUGACCAAGAUGAUCAAACAUGUAAAAAGAAAUUCAAUAAAGAAGCUAAAAAGAGGUAUGCCCAAUUCGGCCUGACUUCCAAAGGUACAGACCAAUAAGCACAACUUCUCCAACUACAAAGUCUCCGGAGGGGGAAUCUCGUGCUAAACAAUUGGACAGAUAAAUUAAGUAGAAUAGGGUAGACGAGAGAAAGUCUGAGAGCUAGGGAGGCCAUCGCUAGUUCCCACACCCCCCCAAGUCAUGAUUGUGUUUUUUCCUCAUUUGAUAUUAACUCUCCCACCCCGUCAACUGCCAAGCCCUGGAAAACUCUUGGUUACCGAUACACUUGGUUCCCAAGAUUUAAAAAAAUAAGCAAGGCCUUAUAUGAUGUUUGCAAUGCUGAUCCUCGACUGGCUCUUGCUCUUUGCCGAUCCCACCGACGGGCUCCCCGUCACGCUGCCCUCGCCCGCGGGCCCCGCGGCAGCAGACGCGGGACUCAGUCCCGCCCGUGGCGGCAGGGCGGCGUGCUCCACCUUGACUGGCG